Molecule: messenger RNA, 1231 nt
Organism: Tauraco erythrolophus (red-crested turaco)
Lineage: Eukaryota; Metazoa; Chordata; Aves; Musophagiformes; Musophagidae
Source: RefSeq, a predicted model, not a curated record
AUGAUGUGGUUGGCGGUGGGAGGAGAAAUUUGCGGGUCGUUCAAUAGAAGAAAAAGAAAUUCCCUCUACGUAACUGUGACUCUCCUCAUUGUGUCAGUAUUAAUUCUAACGGUGGGCCUAGCUGCUACAACAAGAACCCAAAAUGUGACUGUUGGAGGUUAUUACCCAGGGGUUAUUCUUGGUUUUGGGUCGUUUCUUGGAAUAAUUGGAUCAAACUUGAUAGAAAACAAAAGGCAAAUGCUGGUUGCAUCGAUCGUCUUCAUCAGCUUUGGCGUCAUUGCUGCGUUCUGCUGUGCCAUAGUAGACGGUGUCUUUGCUGCCAGACACAUAGAUCUGAGGCCGCUGUACGCGGGGCGAUGUCAGUACUACUCCAAGAGUACGACUCCACCGGAGGUGAGAGCAAUCUGUCACCCACAGCGCCGUGCACCCUGCACGCCGAAAAUAAAAACCAACACUUGCUUCUGCUGUGACCUGUACAACUGUGGAAAAGUAGAGAUUUCUGGAGGCUACUAUGAAUACAUUGAUGUCAGCAGCUGCCAAGACAUCAUCCACCUUUACCACUUGCUUUGGUCGGCAACGAUUCUGAACAUAGUGGGGCUGUUCCUAGGGAUCAUUACAGCAGCGAUACUUGGAGGCUUUAAAGACAUGACUCCUUCCCUCCCCACGCUGAACUGUGCGGUUGAAAACACACACCCUUCCGUGUCCUACUACUCGAGGCCACAAGUGACAUCUUACAACACCUACUACCACAGCACUCCUCACCUGCCGCCCUACUCCGCGUACGACUUUCAGCAUUCCAGCGUGUUUCCAGCCUCCACUCCUUCUGGCCUCUCCGACGACCCCCAGUCAGUGUCGCCAUCUCCCAGCUACAUGUGGUCCUCUAAUGCGCCGCCUCGUUACUCGCCACCAUAUUUUCCACCUUUUGAAAAGCCACCACCUUAUACACCAUAAAGAAUGUGGGAAAGAAGAAAAAAAUACUUGCCAUUGAAAUAAUUGUGAACAUUUUGUAUUUAUAUUUUACUGUGGGAGGGAGUGGGAGAAUAGCUACAGGAGAUAAUUGCAAAUACAAAUAUCGGAUCGGACUGUUCUUUCUUGCGAGACUUAUUUCAGAGGUUUGACCACGGAGUUUGAGGAAGGGGGACAUACUGCUGGUGUUUUGCAGUGUCGAUGAGUAGCAGGUGACCUGAGUUCCAGCCUCCUUGUUUUACCACGAGGUUCAUGUAGUCCUUGG